ACGGACAGCUAAGCUUUUUCCAUUAUGAAUCUACUUCUAAAGUCCAUAUGAAGGUUCGGGCAGGGAAACGAUAAACGAAGCUAAGAUCAGAGUACUGAAAGUGAAAGUAGCCAUUCGUCAAACCAUGGAUCAGAGUCUUUGCAUGAAUGGAGGAGAAGGAAGAGCUAGUUAUGCCCAGAAUUCCUUCGUCCAGAAACAGGUUAUGUCCCGAGCAAUGCCAGCACUGCAAGAAACCCUUAGAGAGCUCUAUCUAGAUAGCUUCCCUGAAUGCUUGAAAUCGGCAGAUUUGGGAUGCUCUUCAGGUCCCAACGCACUGCUGUUUUUGAGGGAAAUGAUCGAUUCCAUCGAUGCCAUACGAAAGAAACUAAAUAAGACGGAACCCACGUUUCAGAUUUUCCUAAACGAUCUCUUCGAUAACGAUUUCAACAACUUAAUCAGAUCAAUCCCGAGCUUUUACGAGGAGCUGAGGAGAGAGAAGGGAGGAGAUUUCGGACCUUGUUUCAUAGCGGCAAUGCCCGGGAAUUUUUAUGGGAGGUUGUUCCCCGACCAUUCUCUUCAUUUCAUACAUUCUUCAUAUAGUGUCCACUGGCGCUCUCAGGUGCCCGCCAAUCUCGUUAGUGAGUUCGGAUCGCCCUUAAACAAAGGCCAUAUUUAUCUGGCAAGGAUAACCCCGAAGAGCGUGUACGAGGCAUACUUGGACCUUUUCAACAGGGACAUGACUGUGUUCCUCAAGUCUCGUUCGGAAGAGCUAGUCCUUGGAGGUCGUAUGAUGUUCACAAUGAUCGGAAGAGAUGCGAGUGUCAAUUUGUCCGAGGAUCAAGUCUCUAAUAUAUGGGAAUUGCUAGGAAUGACAAUAAGCGAUAUGGUCCAAGAGGGAAUAAUCGAAGAGGAAAAACUAGAUGAUUGCAACAUGCCCUUUUACCUACCUACUCUUGAAGAAGUUAGAUAUGUGAUUCAAAAGGAGGGCUCAUUUGACAUCACUAGGUUCGAAACAUUUAAAGUCACCUGGGACGCCGAAAUGGGCGACGGCGAUUUACAAAUGAGAGGCAAAUAUGCGGCAGCAACCAUUAGAGCGGUCUCAGAGUCCAUCCUAACAACACAUUUCGGAGAAGAAGUCAUGGAUGGCUUGUUUGAGAGGUUUGCUAGCAAAGUUUCACAGUACAUGAAACUACAUAAAGGAGAAUAUUUCAACAUCCUAGUUUCAGUAAAGAACAGAUGGAUAUCAACCCUCAUGCAAUCCAGUUAGCCCUUAACUCGAGUGAAAACAAUGUCAAACAUAUGUAGAGAUGUGUGUCAUGGAAUAAGCGAACUUUUCUUGGAUGAGCGCA
Messenger RNA from Eucalyptus grandis, 1328 nucleotides. Its product is annotated as 7-methylxanthosine synthase 1-like. Gene Ontology annotation, biological process: methylation. The record is from RefSeq and is a predicted model, not a curated record. Gene Ontology annotation, molecular function: S-adenosylmethionine-dependent methyltransferase activity. The coding region runs from base 125 to 1246 and encodes 373 amino acids. The transcript is spliced from 4 exons. NCBI's taxonomy places the organism in Eukaryota, Viridiplantae, Streptophyta, Magnoliopsida, Myrtales, Myrtaceae.